Rotaria sordida is the source of this 3432-nucleotide messenger RNA. The record is from the annotation of a GenBank genome assembly. Lineage: Eukaryota; Metazoa; Rotifera; Eurotatoria; Philodinida; Philodinidae.
AUGAGUUAUCUUUUAAGGAGUGGACGACGUCGAUUGAUUGAAGAUUUAAAUGAUUUAGAACUUGAAGAAGAUCUUCAAGAACAAUAUCAAUCUUUUAUUUAUUGUCUUAGAGAAUUAAGAAGGCAUCGAUCAUAUUCUCAAGAUGAUGAAUAUAGAAAUUAUCAUCAUCAACAAACAGAAUAUUGUUUAGUAACAUUAACUUAUCAAUGUCCAAAUACUCGACGAAGACAUAUUGAUGAAAUAGAAAUUAUUCAACAUAAUCGAACAGUAUUCAAAGGAUGUUUAAGAUGUGGAGAUCAAUUAACAUUUAAAUCAAAACGUUAUCGAAAUAAAUCACAAUUAAAAUUAAAAUUUUAUAUAAAUGGUUUACUUGAAGAUGAAAUGAUAGCUUGUUGUGAACAUGGAUUAAUUCAUAAAAAUCGACAUAAUCAUUUAUUUCAUAUUGAAGACAUUUUUGGAUCAAAACCAUGUUGCGAAUGUGAACUUGAUAAUAAUACCUCAACAUCAUCGGAUUUAACUUCAUUUUCAUUUUCAAGACAAAAUUCUUACACCAAAAUUAAAGCUCCUUCAUCAAAUGUAUUAUCAAACGGUCAAUCUAAUGAACGAAAAUCAAAGAUGGAAUCACCUAGAAUUUUUAUUCGAUCAACAACAUCUAAUAAUAAAGCUUCAAGUGAAGGUUUUUCUUCUGAUAUAACCACACCUUCCAAUUCGCAUACACAAAUACGCAAUCAAUCGAACGAUAAACAGCAGUCUGAAGAAGAUUUAUCUGAUUUCUUACCUAGCAGUCCAGAAUUACCAUUGAAACCAAUAUAUGGUCCUCCUCAAUUAGCAACAAUGUUAUCUAUGAGUGAAUCACUUGAUUCACCAUCGCCAAAUAUUCAUGAACAAACAAAUAAAAAUCUGUUCAAGUCAUCAUUAAAUAUCGAGCAAAAUUCAAGACAUUCAAAUUUGAAUGUUAUUUCUAAUGAAAAUAUACUUGAUUUAUCAAGUAAAAGUACUCAAUGUUCAUUAUCAUCGAAUAUUGAAAGUAAUUCAGAUGAACAAGAAAUUUCAUUAAAUUGGAAUACUUCAAAUAAUACUACAAUUGUUAAUGAUGCAACUCAAAUAUUACUAACUCGACUUGGAUUAAUACAACAACAACAAAUCGAAAGUCCAAAAGUCUUAUUCGAUAGUGCACCUCGAGAAAAAGGUAAUGUUGAAUAUUUUACCCUUAUUUAUUUACAUUCUUCAUAUCCUGAUGAAUCAAUAAUAAAACAAUUUCGUAGUCUUAUUAAUUUCUUAAAAAUUUUCAAUGAUAUUGAUGAUUGUGUUGCAUUUAUAAAUGGUGUAUUCAAUGAAAAAAUUAUCUUUAUUCUUUCAAAUUUAUUUGUUAAUUCAAUUCUUCCAAGAAUUGAAGGACUUCAACAAAUAUUUACUAUUUAUAUUUUAUCUGAUAAUAAUAAUGAAAUUAAUUAUUCAUCAUUUAAACAAUUAAAAGUUCAAGGUUUAUAUAAAAAUUUCAAUGAUAUAUAUGAACAAAUAUCAAAAGAUAUACAUAAAAUAAAACGUGAUUUAGUAAUGUAUAUAAAUAUGUCAUCAAAUUCAACUACACUUCCUACAACUUAUAUAUAUUGUCAAUUAUUAAGUGAAAUAAUUCUUGAUAAAAAUGAAAAUAGAAAUAAUUUACAAGAAUUAAUUAAUUUUUCACGUCAAGAAUAUGAUGGUAAUGAUGAAGAAUUAAAAAUAAUUGAUGAAUUUGAAAAAAAUUAUCAAAAAAAUCAAGCAAUUUAUUGGUUUUCAAGACAAUGUUUUUUAUCAAAAAUGUUAAAUAAAGCUCUUCGUACUCCUGAACCUGAUAUUUUAUAUAAACUUCGUUUAUUUAUUCAAGAUUUAUUUCAACAAAUAGAAAAUGAAUCCGUAAAAGAUUCAAUAAUAGUUUAUCUUGGACAAACAAUGCAAAGAGAUGAUCUUGAUAAUUUACAAAAAAAUCUUUUAAAUGAUGAUCUCAUUGUAUUUCCUCAAUUUUUAUUUGGUUCAACAGAUCAAUUACGAGCUAUUCGUAUUGCUAAAGAAAUUCCAACUUUAACUGAAGAUUAUAUACCAAUUCUUAUUCGUAUUGAUAUACCAGCACAUUUUAAAUGUGCUAAUAUAAGUUCACGUCGAUAUUUAAUUGAUAAUAAUAAUGAUGUUUUAUUAAAUAUGGGUAUUAUGGGACGUUUAAUUAAAGUUGAAAAAGAAAAUAUUAAUGAAAAUCAAAUUCCUUAUAUUCAUUUAACAUUAGUUAAAUAUGAAGAUCAACAAAAAAUUCAACAAAUACUUGAGACUAAACGAACGGAAAUCAAAAGUUUUUCUCAAUUGAUUACCUUAAUAAAAUUAAUGAUUGUAAUGAAUCAACACAUAUUAGCUGAACAAAUAGUUGAAACAAUGUUUAAUGAUGAAACUUUAAAAGCAGAUGUAAAUAUUCAAACUUCAAUAGCUGCUAGUUGUCUUGCACUUGCAACAUCACAUCGUAAUCAAGAUGAUUAUAAACGUGCUGUUGAAUUAUAUCAUCUUUCAUUAGAUGCAUUUCUUCGUUUUAUUUCACCAAAUACAUUAGAAUUAACUACACUUUAUGGUAAUAUAGCUGGAAUGUAUUUACGUUUAGAUAAUUUUGAAAAAUCUCAUGAAUAUUAUCAAAAAGCACUUAAUAUACAACUUCGUACAAAUACUCCAGAUUUACUUUCAAUUAGUAAUUAUACAAAUAAUAUAGGUAUUCUUUUUUUAAGACAAGAAAAAUAUUCUGAAGCUAUUCAAUCAUUUCAACGUACUUUCAAAAUUCUUGAACAAGUAACUGAAUCACAUGAUGGUGAACUUGCAUUAACUUAUGAUAAUACAGGUGAUGCAUAUCUUGCACAACUUAAAUAUAAUGAAGCUAUAGAUAAUUAUAAAAAAUCAAUUGAAAUUCAAGAACGUAUUGUACCACGUAAUUCUAGUACAUUAGGUUCUUCUUAUUAUACUUUAGGAAAUGUUUAUUUAAAAAUUGGUCGAUCUAAUGAAUCAUUAUAUUAUUUAAAACUUGCUUUAGAAUGUCAAAAAGAAUAUUUACCAUUAACACAUUCAUCAUUUGCAUUACUUUAUAAUAAUAUUGGUUUAAUGUAUUAUCGAGAAGAACAAUAUUCAGAAGCAUUACAAUGUUAUUUUAAAAGUCUUGAAAUUGCAUCAAUAUCAUUACCAGAAAAUCAUUCAAUAGUUGGUAUAACACUUUUUAAUAUAUCACUUGUUUAUUCAAGUCAAGGAAAAUUAGAUGAAGCUAUAGAAAGUAUAGAAAAAUCAACUGAACAAUUUUUAAAAACAUUACCACCCUAUCAUCCUGAUAUAGUAGAAAAUCGAUUAUAUAUUGAAUCGAUUAAACGAAAAAAAAUUCUAAAAGAAAUUUUUAAUGAAAAUAUUGAUGAAAAUACAACAAGUUUUUAA